This is a messenger RNA of Eucalyptus grandis, 414 nucleotides long. Its product is annotated as B3 domain-containing protein At1g05920-like. Lineage: Eukaryota; Viridiplantae; Streptophyta; Magnoliopsida; Myrtales; Myrtaceae. The transcript has a single exon. Gene Ontology annotation, molecular function: DNA binding. The record is from RefSeq and is a predicted model, not a curated record. Bases 1 to 414 code for a protein of 137 amino acids.
AUGCAUGGCCAGGGAGUGAUGCUGGUGCUAGAGAAGAGAUUGUGUGCCACCGACUUGAAGCGAUGCAAUGGUUGGCUCUCCAUACCCAGGGGGCAGAUACGAGCAAAUUUCUUGACCAGUGGAGAGAUCCAAGCCCUAGACAACAAGGAGGCCAUUGCAGUUUCCCUAAUCGAGCCUUGUCUACAAGUCCGCCAUGGGUUGCAGCUCCAGAAAUGGAAUAACGUGAGGAAUCAUUUUUCUUAUGUAUUGACCAAGGAAUGGACUGCUGUCGCGCACCCGAUUGCGCGGAACGGACUCAAAAAAGGUGGCCUUGUCCAGCUUUGGUCGUUUAGAGCGAAUGGGGACCUUUGUUUCUGCCUUGUGAACGUUGAAGCACCCCCAUCGGCAGAGGAAAAUAUGGCGACUUGUGAGUGA